This is a messenger RNA of Metarhizium brunneum ARSEF 3297, 1098 nucleotides long. RefSeq lists its product as uncharacterized. Gene Ontology annotation, molecular function: ubiquitin-protein transferase activity. Lineage: Eukaryota; Fungi; Ascomycota; Sordariomycetes; Hypocreales; Clavicipitaceae. Gene Ontology annotation, cellular component: SUMO-targeted ubiquitin ligase complex. The record is from RefSeq and is a predicted model, not a curated record.
AUGACGCAAGUCGGGGACGCAGGGCUCGACUUCACGGGCGAGGAUGAUCUCAUCGAGAUUCAUUCGUCUCCCCCGACCCGAUCCUAUAAUCCCCUCGAAGACUUGCUAAAUCCUCUGCAGCCGAUUCCAGCCCAACCUGUGAGAUUACGCCCUGGUCGAAGGAGUGACCGCCAUCCACCACCUCUUGGCCCGAUGUCUCGACAACCGUCGCAGCCGCAGCAAAUGCAGAGUACAGAAUUCAUUGAUCUGACGGAAGAGCCAGAUUCGCCUGUUGAGAUACGGCAUUCGCAACCACCAAGUCAAAUAGGAAGGAACCCGAGGCGGACAAACUCACAACGAACAACACCGCCUUCCCUGUCCAGAAGUGACAGUACUUUCAUGGGAACCGGGGCUAGCGUUAUCGAUCUGACGGUUGAUUCACCAGAAGAUGAUCGUGCUCCAGAGCCCAGAGUGACUAGGAGUCAGCGGCACCACCACCACCAUCAUCACCACCAUCAUCAUCAUCGAACACGAAAUUUUAGACAGGAUCAAUUAAUUGAAUUGGAGUUUAUCAACGCCAACAGUGGCAGUAUUUACUCCAACCUUUCGAAUAAUGUUCGUCGAAUAGCGGGUCUUUUGGGCGGCAGCUUCAUGUCUCGAGGUUUCACGGCAACCCCAAUCGAGUUUCCGCCCAAUUUUGCCGCCAGAGAGCCGAGCCCCAAACCACCAAUGGAACCGGUUCCACCAACACGCGAUGGAUUCACUCGAGACACCUCGUUGGCAGAUGAGAGGGUGGUUAUAUGCCCAGCGUGCGGAGAUGAACUCGCAUACGACCCAACAGGAACAGGACCUCAACAAGGCUCAGCCUCUACGAGCGGCAAGAAGAGAAAACGAGCACCUGGCGAACACCACUUCUGGGCCCUAAAAAAAUGUGGACAUGUUUACUGCGCGGAUUGCUUUGAGAAUCGGAGACCGACCAAGGCCAAUCCUCUGGGCGUUGGGUUUCGGGCGCCGUCAGGGAAAACACCCGGCAUCGCACCAAACGACAUCCGAUGCGCUGUGGAGAGCUGCGAUUCAAAGGUUGCUCUCAAGACGGAAUGGGUGGGCAUCUAUUUGUGA